This is a messenger RNA of Trypanosoma theileri, 1314 nucleotides long. RefSeq lists its product as uncharacterized. The transcript has a single exon. The coding region runs from base 1 to 1314 and encodes 437 amino acids. The record is from RefSeq and is a predicted model, not a curated record. Lineage: Eukaryota; Euglenozoa; Kinetoplastea; Trypanosomatida; Trypanosomatidae.
AUGAAUAAUUCAGGAACCUUCAAACCUUUAGUUUCUUCUGUUUGCAAAACAGCGUUUUCAUGGCAGAGCGCACUUUCCUACUAUCAGCGGUCUCUUCUGGAGUGUGGUUCUUCACUUGAGCUAGAACAUGCGCAGAGAAUAGCACUUUUAUUUCUUAAAGAGAAUGGUGAGGCACAACAAUUGAGCUCUUGGGCGAAACUUUUUACUUCAGAAGGAGUUCCAACUUGUUCCCUUAUGUUGAAGGCACUUGUUAGACAUGAUGUAUGGCGUACUGCUGUAACUUUGUGGAAGUGGAACCCUAAUGAUGCACUUGGGGAGGCUUUAGUGGAUGAAUUGAUGUCCAGAAACCUUUGGGAACAAUCACUAGAUAUAGUUAAUCAUAUUUUAAGUGAUAAUACUAUUGCAUCAGGUGAAUCAAAUAUAAACUCUUUGACAGAUAUAAAAAAGCUAGAAAAUUUUAAAGAUGAUGUCGCUUUAGCUUUAAAUGAUACUAUUCGUCUUAUAAGUGAUCCUACUUUUAUUCCAAUGGAAGAAUGUAAGGCCCAAAGUGGUAUGACCCGUUUGGCGAAUAAAAUGUUUCCAAAGAAAUCUCAAUGGAAAGAAGCUAUUUCUCUAUUAGUAGCACUUAGUGAACGAAAUAUAUCUUCUCAAACACGAAGAGAAAUCUUGGAACUUACUGUUGCAAAAUUUUGUUAUGAUGGUAAACAAUAUCAAGAAGCGUUUAAUUGGAUAAGAAAAAAUGAAAUUGAACUUAACUCCAAUUCUUUAAAACGAACCCAUUUGCGUUGUGCUAUUUAUCUAAAACGAUUUGACAUUGCAAUUUCUGUUUUGGAAUCUUUACAUAAACAAAAUAUAAAAGAAAUUCCCAUUCUUACAUUAUAUGAUUUUUGUAAAGGUUUUAUCAGAGAAAUUAAUGAAGGAAGAUGCUUUGAACUUUUGGAUAGAUUUGCUGAUAUAGUUUCAAAAUGUUCAUCUCUAAUUUCUUCUGAGAAAAUAAGAGUGGAGUUAAAGCAAUUUUUUGUACAAAAUGGUUUGGAUACAACUACACUAGACGUUAUAAACCUUUUGGAACAAACAAAAGGUUCAUCUCUCUUUUUGGGUAAUAAGGUUAUUUCCAAAGAUGAUAUGGGAAGUAUUACUAACAUUGAUCGUGCCGCAACUUUAUUGAUGAGUAAAGGCGAUUGGAAGGCUUCACUAUGUUUGUUGGAGAAAAUUCUGCAGACAGAAGCAGUAAACGAAAAGGAGAAAGUUAUUCUUGAAGCGGCUCAGGCCUCAGUUGGAAAUUGGAAAACUGCUAUUCUGUUUUUUACCUAA